Messenger RNA from Klebsormidium nitens, 2618 nucleotides. The record is from the annotation of a GenBank genome assembly. NCBI's taxonomy places the organism in Eukaryota, Viridiplantae, Streptophyta, Klebsormidiophyceae, Klebsormidiales, Klebsormidiaceae.
GAGAUGGAUGGGAAUUCAAACAGCAACCCAGAGCUAGGGACCUGCUCUGCAUUUGCCUUCGGCGCAUGAGCGCUUCCUUGCCGACUUUCUGGGCAAGCUUUCGAACCUCCGUUUCUUUUCUCCACGCCUGACCCCGCAGGCGGAGUGCACGUCCAACGCCGUGGAGGAUGGCAGAGACGUGUACAAUUCGGACCUAUGGGAGCACAGUUGUCAGCGUAGGGUUGCACAAGACAGCCUUACAGACAGGAGAAAGUUGCAAGCGGUCCUUAGCAGGCAGGGGAGGACAGAGGCCUUCUCGAGUUGCCGCGCGUUGCUUGAGCAAUGCAGGGACAGCUCGCCGGGACAGGAAUGAACGGACACUGUGCAGUAUUAAAAGCUGUAAUAGUCAAUUUCUGGGAGAUGGGGCGACAUCAUCUGAGUGGGGCAGAGUAAAGGCACGGUCUACAGGCGGCCGCAGGGGAGCCCUGGGGGCCUCAUGCGACAUGUCCGUGCUGCCGGAAGCGGUAUCUCAGGGGCUGAGUGACCUGCCACACAAUUUAGCAAUGCUGCCACAUUUGAUGCUUGGCGUUGGAGUUGGCCUGCCCUGCACGGUAAUGGACUGCGGGGAUGUCAUUUACAGGAGUACGCUCCCCAAGCCCUCAGCAUUGCAGCUGACAUAUGGAGGCGUGACGCUCUUAUCGUUGAUUUCGGCGUACUUGUGGGCCACUCCUGGAGUGGCUCCAGGGUUCUGGGACAUGUUCAUUCUAUCACCACUGGAAGGCUUCAUUAGGCCUAAGUAUACACAGGAUGAUUUGGUCCUGGGGAAGAAGCUAGGGGAAGGUGCAUAUGGCACCGUGUACAGGGCACAAUUGAAAACUGGAAAAGGAGCAGGCACGGCACUAGUUGUAAAAAAGGCAAGCGAGUUCGGAGCUGCCGAAGCUUGGAUGAACGAGAGGGUGCGGCGAGCGUGCCCAAAGGCGUGUGCUGAGUAUGUGUAUGGUUUUGUGGAGGAGAAAACGAAGGGCAGAUUUGGCCAAUUCUGGCUGGUCUGGAAGUUUGAAGGGUCGAACACUCUGGCGGACGUUUUGGUGGCCAAGGACUUCCCUUACAGCCUGGAGGACUCUUUGUUUGGGGAGCCACAGCGCCUCCGCAGAGGUCCUGAGCGGGAGAACAAGAUUAUCCAGGUGGUCAUGAAGCAGAUUCUUGUGGCGCUCAAGCAGCUGCACCGGAUAGGCAUUGUGCACCGUGACAUCAAACCGCAGAACAUUGUGUACUGCAAAGAGACGGGGCAGCUGAAGAUCAUUGACCUGGGGGCGGCAGCGGACCUCCGGGUCGGCAUCAACUACGUGCCAAAGGAGUUCUUGCUGGACCCCAGGUACUGCGCCCCGGAGCAGUACAUCAUGAGCACGCAGACCCCGAGUGCCCCCCCUCCGCCGGUGGCUGCAGCGCUCUCCCCGGUGUUGUGGCAGAUGAACCUCCCGGACCGCUUUGACGUCUACAGCGCGGGACUCAUCAUGCUGCAGAUGGCCUUCCCGCACAUGCGCAGCGACAACGGGCUCAUCCAGUUCAACCGGCAGCUCAAGCGGUGCGGCUACGACCUGGACGCGUGGCGCGAGGUGGUCCUCACGCGGCCCACCGCUGACAUCAGCCACGGGUUCGAGAUCCUGGACCUGGACAACGGGCUGGGGUGGGACCUGGUGCGCGCCAUGGUGCGCUACAAGGCGCGCAAGCGCAUCUCCGCGGGCGGCGCGCUGAGCCACCCGUUCUUCACCACCAACGGCAUCCUGGCGGUGCAGGGCGUGGCGGAGCUGCGCUGCGCGCUCGGGAACUCGUUCCGUGCGGACACGGACGAGUGGGGGCAGUGGAUCUUUGACAUGAUGGCCAAGAGCGGCACCGAGAAGGAGGGCGGCUUCACCGAGGCGCAGCUCACGGACAUUCGGCAAAAGUCGAAGAAGCGAAAGGGCACACUGCAACGGAACUCGCUUGCAGCUGCUUUGAAGCUGCAGCGGAAAGUCGAGAAAACCAUUACGUCGAUCUCCGAGUCUGCUGACGAGGCAGAGAAGCAGCAAAAGGCCGACCAAUGGUGGGAUCGAUGGUCGACCAAAGUGCCGUCUGUCCAGAAAGCGCGAAGAUAGUGGGGUUCUCGGGACCAACCAGGGGAGGCGCCCAUUGGUUUAUUUUUGCUUUGCGGCGUCACUUGUAUGCAGUAGCUUGCUGGAUCGAAGAGGCGUCAUACGAGGGAAAUGUAGAUAAAGCUGUACAGUGUAGUGCUUGUACUUUCACGGGUUGGGGUGGCAGGCACGAGUAAUUUGCCUUACUAUGGAUCAUGCAUAUGGCUUCAAGCUACUCCAGCAUUUGGCCUAUGCGAUCAUUGAUGUUCCUUUUGAUUUGAAGAACACGAUUCUGGCCGUGACGGUUAGCGUUGAUUUAAAGUUAGCAUUGGACGAUUGCAACUCUGUUGUUGAACUUUUUGGGCGAAGUCUAGGCCAUCACAUGUGCAAGUCUAGGCCGUUUCUGCCAGUCCUACCACUGCUAUAGCUAUCAGUCUUCCGGCCUAGGAAAAAGCCUGUAAUAUGUGUCAAGCUGGAUAUAUCUACCGUCUGCAGUAACGAAAAGAAAUUCAUGAGGUGGAUCGACUC